Messenger RNA from Colletotrichum karsti, 1407 nucleotides. RefSeq names its product tubulin-tyrosine ligase. The record is from RefSeq and is a predicted model, not a curated record. Gene Ontology annotation, cellular component: P-body. The transcript has a single exon. Gene Ontology annotation, biological process: protein modification process. Bases 1 to 1407 code for a protein of 468 amino acids. NCBI's taxonomy places the organism in Eukaryota, Fungi, Ascomycota, Sordariomycetes, Glomerellales, Glomerellaceae.
AUGCACGUGUACAUUCAACCCGCAGCUCCUUGGUUAGGGGACCACAUCAAGUCGUUCAUCCGAAAACAUGCUCCGAACGCCGUCUUCAUCGAUGACUUUGAUGACUUCCCGUCAGAUGCCAAAAGUGUCUUUCAGUUCUGUGACGGAUGGGCACUCAAUCGCAACUUUGCUGUCUUGAAUGCGGCAGAAACUGCCCUCAUCAAUGCCUAUCCGAACAGCGACGCCUUGGCUCGAAAAGACUAUCUGGCUCGAGUGGUGGACUUCUGGACGGCCAAAAGACCUGAGAGUAUCUUGAAGAGAUGUGUCCCACUAACGGUUCGACUGUCUCUGGACUAUGCCGAAUAUGUCGACGAUGCCUUGACCGCGGCUGACGACCUCACACUCCUGAACUCUCUCGAAGAGAAUGAUGCCAAGCCUGCCUCUGAGCGUGAGUGGUGGAUUCUCAAGCCUGCACUGGUCGAUUGCGGUGCCGGCAUCCGUCUAUUCAGUACGAUGGAAGAGCUUGCAAGUCACCUGGAGCUCGCCGAAUACGAAAUUGAUGAGGAUGACGAGAGAGAUCUGAGCGAGCAGGCAAACGGCAAACCUGACGGCUUUUCUCCAACCCUUUCAACACCUGGUCUGGACUCUUUGGAUGCUCUCAUCACUGCAACAGGAGGACUUUCUCUGAAAAAUCCCGAUGAGGGUGUUCAGAGAGCUCCAAAGCCGCAAUACGUCUUCAAGGAAGGAGGUCGAAUCCCUUCAGCUCAGAUGCGCGAGUUCGUGGCUCAACGAUACAUCGUUCAUAUUCCGCCCAUGGAGAAGAGGAAGUGGCAUGCUCGGGCAUACGUACUUUCCAUGGGCCGUCUCAAAGUCUACGUCUUCAAGGAGAUGCUCGCUCUGCUGGCCGGGGAAGACUAUGAACCUCCUUGGCUCAACCCCAGUCUCAAGUCGUCCUUGACCAACACGGCGCUCCAGGAUGAAGACGUCUUCGUGAACAAGCAGUCCAUGAGGGACUUCUGGGCAGCUCCAGAUGAUUUACUCCCAGGAGAUUGGAAAGCCGAUGUCUUUGAACAGAUCUGCGAUAUCUCGGCUGAGCUGUUCCGCGGAGCUGCCCAUACCAUGGCGGACAAGUUCACGACGGUGAAUAAGUGCUUCGAGUUGUUUGCUGUGGACUUUCUCAUUGAUACAAGUGGGACUGCUUGGCUUUUGGAAGUCAACGAGACACCGGCCUUUUACGACGUUGGGAUGGCUGGCCCGUUGGCAUUACGCCUCAUGGAGUCUGUCGUUUGUAUUUCUAUGGAGCACAUGGGCAAAGCCAGACUCGAUGAUGAGCAUAACGCUCUGGUGAAGAAGCGGAUGAUCCAGGUUCUGGAUGAAACUGACAAGCUCGCCAAAAGCAACAUCACAGAGAUUCUUCCAGAGAACUAG